Messenger RNA from Lycium barbarum (goji berry), 2119 nucleotides. RefSeq lists its product as uncharacterized. Bases 272 to 1900 code for a protein of 542 amino acids. Gene Ontology annotation, cellular component: plasma membrane; plasmodesma. NCBI's taxonomy places the organism in Eukaryota, Viridiplantae, Streptophyta, Magnoliopsida, Solanales, Solanaceae. The record is from RefSeq and is a predicted model, not a curated record. The transcript is spliced from 9 exons.
AUUUCCUUCCCCGUGUCCAACUCGUCGAGGCUUCUUGCUUCAAUAUCAAUUUUUAUUACGACAUUUCCUCCUUUUGUUCUCUCUCUCAUACUCCAUGUGAAGCAUGUUUUGAACAGUAAAAAUCGUACUAUUUCCUUUCCUCCUCUCUGUCAGACCUCUCCAGUGUGUUCCCAGAUCUGCAUAACGUUUAAACAUUUCCAUUGCAGAUUUUGCACAAGAUUUUAACAUUGCCUUCGCCACUUUUCCUAGAUACCCAUCAUUACAAAUUACAAUGUUGGGUAAAGGGUCAUUGCUAUUUUCUCUUGUAACUGCUUUCUUCAUUUUCUCUUCCUUUCUCUUCUCCCUCACCCUUGCAAGAUCUGAUUCUCAUUUUCCUUCCUUCCAAACUCCACCCCUUUCAGAUGACGGAAUUAGGAAUGAGUAUGAUGUGGUGGUGACCAAAAGGUUUCUUGCUGAAAUUCCUGAGGCCCCAUUGAACUCGUCACUUAUUUUGGCUGCUAAGAGAACGUAUAGAAAAGAUCCUCUCAAUGGUUUCAAGAGAUAUACUGGGGGCUGGAAUAUCAGUGAGCGCCAUUACUGGGCUUCUGUGGCUUUCACUGCAGCUCCAUUCUUUGUCGUUGCGCUGGUCUGGUUUGUGAUCUUCGCACUGUGCUUAUUGUUCAUCUGUGUCUGCUACUGUUGCUGUAGAAGAGAACCUUAUGGCUACUCCCGAAUAGCUUAUGCUCUCUCCCUCAUACUCCUCAUACUUUUCACCAUAGCUGCAGUUGUUGGAUGUAUCAUUUUGUACAUUGGCCAGGGAAAGUUUCACAGCAGUACAGUUAACACAUUGGAUUAUGUGGUCCAUCAGGCAAAUACCACAGCGGAUAGGCUCAGAAACGUCUCAGGUUAUCUAGCAGCAGCCAAAUUUAUUGCUGUGGAUCAAGUUUUGCUUCCUGGUUCAGUCCAAACAGACAUAGACCGCAUCCAAACCAAGAUUAAUUCUUCUGCUAAUACUCUCUCCAGUAAAACAGAAGACAAUAAGGAUGACAUAGCAGGCUUGGUAGAGUCCGUGCGAUUGGCUCUAAUCGUUCUAUCAGCCAUUAUGCUUCUAUUGACAUUUCUUGGAUUUGUACUUUCAAUUUUCGGGAUGCAGGUUUUCGUUUACAUCUUGGUAAUUUUUGGAUGGAUUCUUGUCACUGGGACUUUAAUUUUGUGUGGCAUAUUUCUUGUUCUCCACAAUGUGACUUCAGACACUUGUGUAGCAAUGAACCAGUGGGUCCAACACCCUCUUGCUAGUACAGCUUUAGAUGAUAUAUUGCCGUGUGUGGACAAUGCCACUGCACAAGAGACCCUUACCAAAAGCAAAGAAGUCACUUCUCAGCUGGUCGGUGUUGUUAACCGGGUCAUUACAAAUGUGUCCAACAACAAUUUUCCCCCCAACUUUGGUCCUUUGUACUACAAUCAAUCUGGACCUAAGCUGCCAACCCUUUGCAAUCCGUUUAACACAGACUUGACUGAUAGAUCCUGUAGUCCUGGUGAAGUGGACUUGAGCAAUGCGACAAAGGUAUGGAAGACUUCUGUCUGUCAAGUUUCCCCUAGUGGCAUUUGUUCCACAACAGGCCGUCUGACUCCGACCAUCUACGGCCAGAUGGCAGCUGCUGUAAAUGUGAGCUUUGGAUUGUACCAUUAUGGUCCUUUCCUGGUUGACCUAGAAGAUUGUGAUUUUGUUAGACAAACAUUUGGAGAAAUAUAUAGAAUAUACUGUCCCGGACUUCAGCAUUACAGCAGAUGGGUUUACAUUGGCUUGGUGAUGGUUGGUGUAGCAGUACUGCUUUCCCUCACAUUCUGGGUCAUAUAUGGGAGAGAGAGGCGGCACCGUGUCUAUACAAAAGAACACAUGCCCAAGCCGAUUUACGAAUAGUCUGCUUUGCUUUUUUUAAUGCUAGUUAGAGGUGUAUUGUUGUGGAUCAAAUUUUCUGUAUAUACUGAUUAGUAAUGGCUGUACUAGAGCUUAUGGUUAUAUUGUGUUACUAGGUUCAUUCCUUGGGGUUGAACUGCAAUUGUGUACUGUUCAGAUGAUAGGAAUUCUAUCUUGAUGUUAUUAUGCCAUAUAUGGGAAUGGUAGAUGUGUAAAAGCUUA